AUGGGUGACGAGUUUGAAGGCGCGGGGCAGCGUUAUGCUUUUCUUCUACGUCCACUGAAGGAUCUUGGCAAAAACUUUGAGAUUGACAUCGCGAAGGAACUUGACGAUUAUUGUCAGCAACUGAAAGAUGUUGCUGAAGACCAGGAGAAUGAUGUCAAUAAUGAGCACAGAUUUAAUUUCGCCGAAGCAGCAAUGCUUAUCCAAGGAUCGGCGUUUGUGUUUGGAAGAAAAGUCGAUUACGUUCAUUCUCAAGCUGUUCACUUCUUCGAAGCAUUGCAGUCGCACAAAACUAAGAAGAAAAAGAAAGGUUUGUUUACUGGAGAUACAUGUCUAGCCAACCCAGGUAAAACGACACAUUGCAUGGUUCCCAAAAUUGUUUUUGGUUGUCCCUUCACUAUCCUGUAGCG
Cylicostephanus goldi is the source of this 407-nucleotide messenger RNA. Lineage: Eukaryota; Metazoa; Nematoda; Chromadorea; Rhabditida; Strongylidae. The record is from the annotation of a GenBank genome assembly.